UUCUGCGUUCAGUAAUCAGUAGUCUCGUCGCCACCGUCUUGUGAGCACGUUUUUGCAAGAGUUCAAUUGCCCGCUCGAUGUGUUUUAAUAUUUAAUAUAAUAUUUAGUGAGACACGUCGACGACUUGGACGACGCUAAAACCCGACCAAAUCUGUUGUGACAAAAGUACCGUCGGUACUCCGCCUUAGCUGUGUUCGUGUAACCGAAAUUCGUAUUGGUUUUUUUAUUGGUUUUUUUUCAAAAACCUUCCGAAAACGCUGAUAACAGAGUCUCGACAACGACGACAGGUCGUCUAUCGUUGGUGUUUUGUCGGUCGGCCGAACCGAACCAAAUUGCACAACGGUGUCGACUAGUCUUUCUCACGAUGAAUCUGAUGUGCACAGAGUCGCAGACAGCGUCCGAAGACAGGUGUUUCGCCGAGGAUCGGACCAUUUUCCGGGACGAGCGAGCCGUCAAGAAGCUGUUGGAAACCGAGUCGCAGUACGUACCCGGGUGCGAUUACAUGGCUCACUCCCAUUCCAACUUGCAGCCGUUCAUGAGACGGGUGGUGGCCACGUGGAUGUUGGACGUAUGCGAAGAACAAAGAUGUGAAGAUCAAGUGUUUCCAUUAUCUGUUAAUUUUCUAGACAGAUUUUUAUGUGCUUGUGACAUAUCCAAAACACACUUACAACUCACUGGUGCAGUGUGUCUGUUAUUAGCAUCAAAAGUGCGACAAUGUACUGCGCUUUCUAUUGAACUCUUGUGCUACUACACAGAGAAUAGCGUCACUCCAGAAGAGAUGAGGGAAUGGGAGUUGUUAGUUAUUUCUAAAUUGGAAUGGAGAAUUGUAGCAGUCACCAGUUUCGAUUACGUGGAUCACAUUAUGGAACAAAUUAAGUGGAAAAGGCGGAAUGAUUCGAUGCUUAGGAGGCAUAUGUUGACGCUCAUCUCCUUCUGUUAUAUUGAACCCGAUUUCAUAGAGAAAAAACCGUCGGUGAUGGCUGCGUCGUGUACGCUGUCGGCCAUCCGCGGCAUCGACCCUUCAGCAGCCGCCGAGGUGGCCGCCGAACUGUGCGUUCUGUUGGGGUGCACCGCGGCCGAAGUGGACGAACACGUGUCGCUCAUCGACGCGCUAGUGGCCAGUACAACGGCCGCGGCCACGCCGGAAAAAUCGGAGAACAACAACCCCGCGUCUGAGCCUCCCGUCAAAAAGCCGUACCUCGUGCAGGACUGCGGCUUAACAGGCGGCGGUCGUCGGUAGUGCCGGUGACGCGUCCCGCGGCCACGGCGUUACAUGUAUGUGCGUUACAUGUCGGCGCGGCGGCAAAUGCAGGUAAAUAAGGAACGCGGUUUUCGCGCGCUUCCAUCCACCCGCACCGUCAACAGAUUGGUCGACGUAUUUUUUUUUUU
Myzus persicae (green peach aphid) is the source of this 1389-nucleotide messenger RNA. Its product is annotated as G1/S-specific cyclin-D2-like. The transcript is spliced from 4 exons. Gene Ontology annotation, biological process: positive regulation of G1/S transition of mitotic cell cycle; regulation of cyclin-dependent protein serine/threonine kinase activity; mitotic cell cycle phase transition. Gene Ontology annotation, cellular component: cyclin-dependent protein kinase holoenzyme complex; cytoplasm; nucleus. Lineage: Eukaryota; Metazoa; Arthropoda; Insecta; Hemiptera; Aphididae. Gene Ontology annotation, molecular function: cyclin-dependent protein serine/threonine kinase regulator activity. Bases 365 to 1240 code for a protein of 291 amino acids. The record is from RefSeq and is a predicted model, not a curated record.